AUGAACGACUUCAGCGAGGAAUACGAUUUUAUGCAAAGAAUCCAUAAAGUCGAUGGACACGGCAAGAAUGACUACGGAUUGAAGGAGUCGAAUAAGAAGAAAGACGACGAAGGACAUUUUGGCAGGGAGAAAUUGGAAAAAGAUUUUUAUUUAAAAAGUAAGUAUGACAAAUACAGUAGCACGCUUAGCGGUUUCGAGAAGGAUGAUAAAUUUUUAUACAUGAACAGAUUAAAAAAUGAAAACGAGAAGGAUAUGAAGAAGCGAGAGGCCACUUCCAACCGCAGUAGCAUUAACGAGCUAGCCAAGGUUAACGAAGUUGUCUAUUACAUUCACGCAAACAAAAAGAAUGUGUAUGAAUAUAUAACUAAUCAAACCGAUUUAGAGAACACGUAUUAUCAGAUAGAAGAGAAGCCGCGUAACAUAUCAGGCAAUUUGGUGAAAGAAAAUGAAGAGUACGUAUACUUAAACGAUCAUGCCUAUUACAAAUUUAAGAUAAAGAAUGAUGAGAAGCAGGAUGAGGAAGGGGAGAAAGGCAUCGGGGGAGAGAAUCCAAAAAUAAAGUACACGUUAGACGGAAAUAAGAAUGUCAUAAUGGAGACUAUGAUUGAGUCGGACAAUAUGUUGAUACACUUGUGUAACACUUUUUUUACCUUUAAGGAUUGGGUGAAAAGUAUCUUCAUGUUUUUAAGUAAAAUUUUUCACUUUAACUUUUUGGACUACACGUACGUAAAGAAAUACUCAUUGACAAAUUAUUUCGAUAGGAAUGUGACGGACUAUAUGAAAUAUUUAAAGAAGAACGAAGACUUAAGAUUAAUCAAUCAUGAUUUUCUUGCAAGGAGAAAAUACAUUGCUCCGUAUUUUGUGUACAAUUGCGUUGACUGCAAUUAUAAUACGAAUGACAACGGGAUUAUCAUUUUGUCUUCGAUUCUUCCAUUCAUUCAUAGAUUCGACUAUGAUUACAAAUUGAGGCAAAUAAGAACAAAAGAGGAGGAGUUAGAUGAGAUACUGAAUAGUGAGAAGGGGAGAAAAGGAGGUGGUGAUGCAAGAGUGGGCGUUGCAGGAGUGGGUAGUCGAUUCCUAGAUUCGAUGAGACGAGUUAGGAAUUUCUUUUUUGGCAAUUUAUUUGAAGAGGGUUAUUCUGCAAACAAUGGGGGUGGUGGGUAUGGAGACGGAGCAACUGCCAUCAGCAACAACACAAGUGAGUACACGGAGUUUUUAAAAAAGUUCGAAAAUAGCAUAAACGAAGAGGGGGAAUUAAUUCAAGACAUCCUAUUCUCGGGAAAGGCACAAAUGAUAUUUAUUAAUUUUAAGCAGAUAGAAAACAAUUUUAACAAUGUCAUCGGUAAUGUAGAAAUAAAAAACGAGAGAGUACAAGUGAGCAAUUUAAUUCUGGGUUACGAAAAAAGGGAGCAUAUAAAAUACACAGAUAUAUUAAUUUCGAACAUUUUAAAAAAUAUCAAAAAGAAGUAUCCUGAUAUGGUUAUCAAUGAUGAAAAUCCGAGGCAGUUCAUUUAUGAAGAAAACGAAUGUUCAGAAAAGUUUGCUCGAGAGGGUGAGCAAACUUUUCAUCGUGAUUACUCCCCUUUGAGCAAUAAAGACGAUGCGGCGACCAUGUCCGAUAGUGUAGACAUGCAUAGGAAGAAAGAACACUACAUGUUGUCCGAUUUGAAAGAGUAUGUAUACAAUUCGCCUUCCCAUUUGAUCAAAGACAAAAGGAACAACUGCGAGUAUGUGACGUGUGUGUGCUUUGACAAUAACUCGAAUAACUGUAAUUUGAUUAAUAACUUUGUUCUGGGGUACAACACUGGAAAAGUGGAAUACAUUUACGGGAAAAUCAUCUACAGCAAUAUUAGUCAUUGCGAUUUGUUGAUAGAUUAUUACUCGAAGAAGAAUAGGAAAUUUUCGUACGAACUGAGCAAGAGGAUUUUUCUAAACGGCGCGGUGAUAAAAGUUGCAUUCGCUCCUAACGGUUUUUUUUGUCUAGUGUUAACAAGUAAAACGAUUUACAUUUGCAAUUUUUUUUACUUCUCCAUUUAUGAGAUUCCGAAUAUUUGUUUUAACUCCCAGUUUGUGAACUUUCUGUGGAUAAAUAAUAAUUGCUACUCCGUUUUCACCGAUAAUGGGAAUGUGUACUUGUACGAGAAGAGUCUAAAGAAUGAUGGGCUGAACAGUUUUUCUCUUGUCAAGACGUUUUGCGUGGAGCAGGCCAUUUAUUUGAACUCCAUUUGUGAGUAUCAUUUGUAUAGCAACUGCAUAUACCUAUACACGGGCGAAAUAGAGAAAAGGAGGAAGAGGAAAAAUGGAAGUCAUCAUUUGUUCAAGAAGAAGAAAAAGAAGAGGAAUAAACAUAUGAGUGACUACUUUUACAAAUACGACUGCAAUUUUGUUAUCAUCGAUUUGAAUGCAGAUGUGUGGAGCGGUGCAGGAAGCGGUGGAGAAGGAGGGAUGAGCGUAGGCGGAAGUGAAGAUACCUUGGUCGGCGGUGUGAACCUACUGAAGGAUAACAUGUCCGACGUAGAAAACAAUAUGAAGCAAAUAAAAAUACUGGAAAGACUGAUAGAAAACGGAAACAAUUUGGAUGAUGAAGAUGUGAACCUUGAGAAUAUGUUGCACAUUAAUAUAAAAGAUUUUAACAACUACAUUUCUACCAUCAAGGAUGGGAAUAAUAGCCACUUCUAUUCUGGUGAAAGUGGAGAGGAAGCCCACAGGAGGGGGAGAGACAACUCCAGGGGGGAAUUCUCCAUGAAGAAACUCUUCAUAAAUUACAUAAAAGAUGUGAAAAAGCACUUGUACAAUUUGAAGGAUGAAAAUAUUAUUAAUGUUUUAUUGCCCAGGUAUUACAGCGCAGCGGAUGAUUAUAGUCACCGGAAUUUUCUGAACAUCCGAUUUUUUACCAUUGAAAAGUCGGAUAAUAAACACCUGAUAGCCUUGGAUACUGAGACGGAUUACGUGUACAUUUACAAGAUAAGGAAGAAUGUGUACCUAGACGAUGAGGCGUUGGAAAUGUUAAAGAAUAAUCCGUAUAGCGCCAACAGGAACCCCCUACACAUGUUCUACGCGAAUUACUUGAAGAGGGAGUCCUCCCUAAAGGAGGAGUGGAAAAUAUAUAAUGAUUAUAUUUAUGUCAAUACGAAGAAGAUGAAGAAAUACAUCAAAUAUAACUUGCUUUACAUAAUUAAGAAUCACAAAAAAAUGUUUUUUCCCCUGCAUGUGUACGUAAUAAACACCAAGUUUAAUGAGACGGAAUAUUUCUUAUUCAUUAAAUGGGCUACUAUCAAGAACAAAUUUAUAUACGCUUCGUACAGUUCUCUUAACAGAGUGACCAAGAUGAAGGAAUACUUCCGGAAGGACGACGAGAAGCUACUCAAGGUGUUGGAAAAUCCAAAGAACAUUUUUCUAUACAACAUUAAUGAUAACAGCGGUGAUUUGCCUUACUUUCCUAGAGUGAAUGGCUUUGGUCAUCCCCACCCCCUGGGGCCGAGGGGCAAAUUCAUGGGCAAGGAACACCUGGGGGAGAAUCUAAGCCAUGCGAAUGGGGCGAUUGGGAUGAAUAGCCAUUUGCUGCACCAUAAUAAGGGCAGAAUGCAUGAGUAUAGGGACCACUUAGGAAACCCGGUGAAAGGAUUCAACCACUACAUGGGCGAUAAUGAGGACUAUUUGAAUAAGACCCCUGUGAAAAAUGUAGGCAGAAGUUUUUACACCUCCCCCAUUGACCACAUGAAUGGGAAUUUGCCCUACCAAUUUAAGGGAGGCCCCAAGUAUAGCGACAACGACAUGUACACGGAUUAUUAUAUUAACAGCUCGGUUAAGGUUCCUGAUUACACAAACUUCCCAAACUACGGUGACUACCUAAAUGAGAGCAGCAAAAAGCAGAACGAAUCCGACAAGAAGUGGUCUUACUUGAAGAAAAUAAAUAUUUUUAACAAAAAGGACGACAAUGUAAAUGACAGCAGUUAUGUGAACACGAGGCAUACGUACAGUCAUCAUGCGGAUGCGAAACAUAUGCAGCAGGCUACAAGUGGUCGUAUGUUCAACUUAGAUAAUGAUGAUCCCAUUUUAGGCGAUCUGAAGAACCCCAAUUUUUAUGCUUCCCCUGAACGGUUCAGGUAUAACAGAUUACAAGACCCAGCUGACAGCUCCAAAUUAAUGAGUGACGACCACGCGAAUAUGAACGACUUUUACUACACGCAUAAUUCCAAUAGGUACCACUCCAACGCAAUUGGCGGUGGUAGAUACGACCCAUAUGUCUUAAAAAACGAUAUGUAUAAUUACCGAAAUGUGAAUAUGGAUUUAAACAGCAAUAGCACUACGCAUAAUACGAACGCGCAUGGUGACAUGUAUCGAGGACCUAACGAUGGAAGUCACUUCGCCAGGGACCUGGAAAACAGCAAGUCGCCGAUCGGAAAACCGGGGAAUUUAUACACCAACAGGGAUGUCAACGAUGUGAAUCCCAUGUACAGUGACAAAGAGUACAGAAAUAGGUAUAAGAACUUCAGUUCGAACGAUAGCUAUUCUGGAAAUACGCGCAAGUAUAUGUGA
Messenger RNA from Plasmodium inui San Antonio 1, 4539 nucleotides. RefSeq lists its product as hypothetical. The transcript has a single exon. The coding region runs from base 1 to 4539 and encodes 1512 amino acids. Lineage: Eukaryota; Apicomplexa; Aconoidasida; Haemosporida; Plasmodiidae. The record is from RefSeq and is a predicted model, not a curated record.